Hippopotamus amphibius kiboko is the source of this 825-nucleotide messenger RNA. RefSeq names its product zinc finger and SCAN domain-containing protein 5B-like. The record is from RefSeq and is a predicted model, not a curated record. NCBI's taxonomy places the organism in Eukaryota, Metazoa, Chordata, Mammalia, Artiodactyla, Hippopotamidae. The coding region runs from base 1 to 825 and encodes 274 amino acids. The transcript has 2 exons. Gene Ontology annotation, molecular function: DNA-binding transcription factor activity; RNA polymerase II cis-regulatory region sequence-specific DNA binding. Gene Ontology annotation, biological process: regulation of transcription by RNA polymerase II.
AUGGACUGCUUGGUUGCCCCUUGUCAGGACCAGAAAGGUCUCCUGCCAGAGACCAUUCCUGAAACAGGUGAAAUGGAGGGUCUGACACUCAAGGAGAACUUGGAGAAAGACCUGACGGAAGACACAGAAGAGCCAAGAACCGGUCAAUCUCAAGAGCCGGAGCAUCUGAAGGGUCCUGAGGGAGCAGUUUUGACUAACAGCAGAUACAGAAGAAGUUCUCUGAGGGGUCCAAGACGUUUCAAAAGGAAACGGGCCAACAGUCCCAGUUCCCAAGAAGUGCGUCAAGAAGCAGUCACAUCUUUGGACAAAGGAGAGUUCUCAGGACAACUUGAGUCCCAUUCCGUUGGUUCACCUAGCACGGUGGGACCCACCAGUCCUCCUGAGGGAAAAGAAACCCAGAGACGGGCACCCUGUGAAUGUAGUGUAUGCAAGAAGAGAUUUCCUUAUCAAUCUCAGCUUACCCUUCACCAGAGGACACACACAGGAGAGAGACCCUUUCGAUGCAACAUCUGUGCCAAAGGGUUCAUGCAGACGUCGGACCUGCGAGCCCACGAGCGGAUCCACACAGGCGAGAAGCCAUACUGCUGUGAUCUCUGCCCCAAGAAGUUCACCCACGACUCCACGCUGCGAGCUCACAGGAGGACCCACACCAAGGAGCAGCCUUUCUGCUGUGAGCACUGUGACAAAGCCUUCAGCCACAGAGGGAACCUCAACGUUCACCAACGCACCCACUCUGGGCUCAAACCCUAUGUGUGCCCCGAGUGUCACAGGGCCUUCCGUCAGCUGGGGACUUUCAAACGCCACCGGAAAACACAUGGCAAAUGA